Messenger RNA from Galeopterus variegatus (Sunda flying lemur), 1221 nucleotides. RefSeq lists its product as uncharacterized. The record is from RefSeq and is a predicted model, not a curated record. The transcript has 9 exons. NCBI's taxonomy places the organism in Eukaryota, Metazoa, Chordata, Mammalia, Dermoptera, Cynocephalidae.
AUGGAAGCCGAGACGCAGAGGGUCCUAACGAAGACCCUCUUCCAGUCACAUCCCAGGGAGGCUGUGAAGCAGGAGGAGCUGGGGUGUCACUGGGGUGUGCCCACCUCUGCUGCCAUGUCCUCGGAUAGUUCAGGUUGUGCACCCUGGGAGCCUGCGCUGACAGCCCGGGCGCUGGCAGCUGGGCCUGCGCUCCACGGGGCCUGUGUCCUGCUGGGCCCACUGCACAUGCCUCCCCGCCACCGCCUCAGCAGCCCUCACAGUGGCCCCUGCACAGACCUGGCCAUUCCAGGAUCCUUCAGUCAGAGAUGGACCAACCCGACGCCCCGAACUCCACCAGGAGUCUGUAAACUCACUCUCGGAGUUAACACUGAGGCAGUACUAGGAUGCCAGCAGGUGGGGCCCAUGGGGAGGCCACUACUGCUGCUGGAGGCUGCUGCUGCUUGUGCCCCCGAGACCCUCCGCAAGGCCACCGCCGGACCUGUAAGCUACCGGACCUGCAGCUCCAUCCCUCCCCGCCUGUGUGUUGUUGUCGUGCUGUUCACCACAACUCCAUGCACUGAGCAGCACAUGAGCCCCACACAUCUCAGCCCACACAGGCUGAGUGGGACAGGGACAGGGACGUACAAGGAAGUCUCAGUUAUGCUGCUCCUGAGCAUCUUCAAGGUGGGCCCUUCAGAAGGAGGAAACGGAAUUCAGGGACCAAUGCAAGUCGGGGAGGAGAAAAAGAACACAGAGAAGAGGGUCUUCCUGAUAUUCAUGAGCAACUACCUUGUGCUUGAACUGGAGAUGCAGCAAGCCCAGUGUGGCCCUGCCCUCCUGGAAUUCAGUCUGGAGACGGAGGGGCUGCUACAAUCAAACAGGACAAAGAACCUGACAGGGGAAGGACCUGCUGCCACGACCCAACUGCGCCUGCCCCUGUGUGCGCACCUGCCUCUUCCUGGAGACUACGUGUUGAAGUGGUCCAGCGAUGCUCCUCCAGCAGUGCUCCUCCUAGUGCUCCAGCGAUGCUCCUCCAGCAAUGCUCCUCCUAGUGCUCCAGCGAUGCUCCUCCAGCAGUGCUCCUCCUAUGAUGCUCCCCCAGCAGUGCUACUGCUAGUGCUCCAGCGAUGCUCCUCCAGCGAUGCUCCUCCAGUGAAGCUCCUCCUAGUGCUCCAGUGAUGCUCCUCCAGUGAAGCUCCUCCUAGUGCUCCAGUGGUGCUCCUCCAGUGGUGCUACUGCUAG